Molecule: messenger RNA, 1905 nt
Organism: Entamoeba invadens IP1
Lineage: Eukaryota; Evosea; Mastigamoebida; Endamoebidae
Product: rap GTPase-activating protein, putative
Exons: 2
Coding region: 1-1905 (634 amino acids)
Biological process (GO): activation of GTPase activity; regulation of small GTPase mediated signal transduction
Cellular component (GO): cytoplasm
Molecular function (GO): GTPase activator activity
Source: RefSeq, a predicted model, not a curated record
AUGCAACCUUCAAACCAAACACGCAACAUCUGGGCGAACUUUUACUGUGCAAACUUUAUUCCACCAACCCUAAAAAACAGUGGGCGGGACUUGACGGGAGUGUUUGUAUAUCAAAGUGCCAAGAGCGACAAAGCUGAACGUGUGAAAACGACUGUUGAAAAGGGGACACUUAACCCAAUAUGGAAUGUUCCCGUCCUAUUAGAGGAAGUGAAAGCAGAGAGUGAACUUGUGGCCCAUGUGACUGAUGGUUCUAAAGUGAUAUCUACAACAAGCAUUCCACUCUCAUUAAUACACAAAGAAAGAGUCAUGUUGGUAAUGCCGUUGUAUUCUUUGACUCACGAAUUUUCGGGGUUUGCAAAAUUUGUGUUUUUUGAUGGUAACAAGCGUGAGGAUAUCGGAAACGUCAUGUUCAAGUAUGCCGACAACGACAAUAAAAUGUUAGUUCAUCGUGGGUCUGGGCGAUUAGAAUUGUAUGCAGAGAAGAUAAGUGGUGACUCUGCGCAUAUAUUUAGUGCAGAAGUUAAAGGCAAGCGGUUGAGGAAUGUCACAAAGAAGAAGAAAGGGGAGAGUAGUGAUGGGAAUAAGUUUCUGAUGUAUUUUGAAAUAGAUACUGAAGACUCAAUUACUCUAGAAAUUGAUGAUAAAAAGGAAUAUACAACACAAGAAGUGAUUUACUUCAGAGAGAAGACAACAACUUACUCCACAAUAGAAUGUGCUUUAGCAAAAUACACUCUGAAAACUGUUUUCUAUUCACCCGACAAAAUCGAAGAGAAUGAAAUUUUGCCUUCCACUGCAUUUUUCAAAAAGGAUGGCUGGCUGCAACAGGGGGAUAUCCUUACAGAGAGUUAUAUCGAAUUUGAAAAUGAAGAUGAAUUGACAGACUUCGUGACUAAAGAGACGUGCCAGAAGUUUAAUGUUGAGUUCGAUAACACGUGCACAACAACUCGGAUAUCCAACGAUUUGCCGGUACUCAACCCAUAUUAUUAUGAAAUGCCUAUGAAGACUAUAUUGGACAAAACAAGUGACAAGAAGCUUUAUGGCUUUGGCGAAGACUGUCUGAUAGCGUGUGGAGAUCAAGACGAGGACAACAUAUGUAAAACGUUAAUACUUCACCCGCAAAUGACUCUCAAGUGUUACAUGGACAUUUCAAAAUUGGACGAAUCGCUCAAUGAAAUUUUGAAAACAACAAAAUUGAAAACCAAACAACUUCCUUUGAGUUUGUGGGAGAAGGUCAUACAACUCGAAACAAAGUUUUGCUCGACAGACGAGAAGAUUGGGGUGUUGUAUGCAAAAAGUGGGCAAACCUCCGAACUCGAGUUUUUAAGCAACACAACGUCAUCACCACAGUUCGAUGAGUUUCUUGGAAUCCUUGGAGAGAAGGUUGCGCUCAAGGGGUUCAAGAAAUUCAAAGGAGGUCUUGAUGUUACUAAUAAUGAGAAUGGAGAGUAUUCGGUCUAUACAAAUUACGAUAAUUCCGAAGUGAUGUUUCAUGUCUCCACUUUAAUGAAAACACCAAUGGACGAUCCACAGUAUUUGGACAAGAAGAGACAUAUUGGGAAUGAUGUUUGUGUCGUCAUAUUUAAAGAGGGUAACGAGCGAGUCGAUAUCACUUCAUUUGUGUCACACUUCAAUUCAAUUUUCAUUAUAGUGCGACCAAUUGAAGAUAAGGGCGAACCAUCAUAUGAAGUGUGCGUUGUCACAAAGAAAUCAGUAAAUGCUUUUCUCCCUCGCAUCCCAGCGUCAAAAACAUUUAAACGAGAAUGCGCGUUCAAAGAGUGGCUUUUGCAGAAAGUAUUUAAUGGGGAGCGCGCCGCACUUUUAACAGACCAAUUCAUCAAAUCUCACACCGUUGCAAGAAGAGGACUAUUCAAAGACGUAGUUUCCUCUUCGUUGCAAAAAAAGUGA